Messenger RNA from Dunckerocampus dactyliophorus (ringed pipefish), 3103 nucleotides. Its product is annotated as thymic stromal cotransporter homolog. Gene Ontology annotation, biological process: transmembrane transport. The coding region runs from base 66 to 1436 and encodes 456 amino acids. The transcript has 7 exons. NCBI's taxonomy places the organism in Eukaryota, Metazoa, Chordata, Actinopteri, Syngnathiformes, Syngnathidae. Gene Ontology annotation, cellular component: membrane. The record is from RefSeq and is a predicted model, not a curated record. Gene Ontology annotation, molecular function: transmembrane transporter activity.
CUCUGGCUGCGUCAUUUCUUCAAGUUUGUGUAUCUUUUGUUUUGUUUUUGUCUAUGAAAUGAAACAUGGUGACACCGACUUGUGGCCAAAGCGUUUUCGCGGUGUUGCGCCAUGUUGAGCCGCUCGUCGUGCUCGAGCAGCUGGGCACCGCUUUGUUCAACACCGCCCUGCUGAUGGUGGUCAAGGACAGGUGUGCCAACACUACCUACCCCGGUACGGGCACUCGUAUCUCCCGAGAAGAGGACCAACAGAGAGCCAUGGCGGACUUCUACAUGACAUACAAUCUCGUCGUCCAGCUGACGCCGAUAGUGCCCGCUCUACUCCUCGCCAGGGCAGGCGACCGCGGCUGGAGAAGAGCCCCAAUCGUGGCGCCCUUAAGUGGGUAUCUGCUGUCCUGCGUCUCCCUCCUAUUGGUGGUUCUUCUCCGCCUCCCCAUUCAGGUGAUGUUUGGGGCAGCGGUUGUCUUCGGUCUGUCCGGGGGGUUCUGUGCUUACUGGCCCGGCGUGAUGACGUUGGCGUCGCUCUCCUCAACCACUGAAAAUCGCUCACAGGUAAUGAUGAGAGCAGAGCUUAUGUAUGGAACUGCAGGCCUGCUGGGCAGUCUGCUGUCCGGUCACGUGUUCUUGCUCUACAGCUCCAGAGUGGGACACGGAAUUGUCCUGCUCUCUGUUUGCGCGCUUCUCCACCUUCUGAGCCUCGUGCACGCCACAGUUCUGCUGCAGGUACAGCAAGUAGCCAGCCAACUUGACGAGAGCAGCCAACUCCUCCCUCACUCCUCCGCUAGUGUUCCUGAACAGACGUCUUCCACCAAGGACAAGGUGAACGUGGUUCUGUUGUUCGCAGCUGCUGUCUUAUACACUUCCUCGGUGGGCGGAGCCGUUGAGAUCCUGGGCAUCUUUGUCAUAAAAGAGCCGCUCCACUGGAAUGCCGCCCAGGUCGGUUAUGGGAAUGCAGCAGGCUUUGUGAUCUUCCUCACCAGUUACCUGGGCGCCAUUGUUUUUCGUCGCUCCAUGAGCGAUGCAUCCCUCAUUCUUGUCGGCAUGCUGUCAUUUGCCUGCGGAAUUUACUUCAUGUGCUUCGUCACCACAACCUACAUGUUCUACCUCGCUCGCUCACUCAGCCUCUUUGGUCUCAUCCCAAUGCCCACCAUCAGGUCACUGCUCUCACAGCAGGUGCCAGCAUCCUCAUGGGGGAUCACGCUCACCACCCUGCAGCUGGCUCUGAGGGUUGCUGCCCUGGCGUACAUCCCCGCCUUUACUAAACUCUACCAGAGUACAUUGGACUGGUUGCCGGGCUUCGUCUUCACGCUCUCGAGCGUACUUGCAGUUCUGGCGAUGGUACCCAUCAGUGCCGUGGGAUGCAGGUUGUCUCAGCGGGGACCUUCCGAGGAGACGGCGGUGUCGACUGAAAAGCGGCAAGUGGAAAGGGAGAACUGAAUCUCACUUGCUGCAAAGAUCAAGCCACAAACACUGCAGAAAAGGGGAGUUGGGGAAACGAGCAGGUGUGUGUUUAAAUAAGCACUUUAUGUGUAAGAACACAAAUAACAUGCAGUCUUGUGUACUGAUGAGGUUUGCCUGAAUGGAGGUUUCAGCCCUGCAGAUAUUUGAUCAUUCUAAAGCUAGUGUCAGUAAGAUUCUACUUGCCCCGCUAGCAUUAUUUAUUCUAAAAUCUUCAAAUCACGAUGACAAUAUAUCAUUAAUUUCAAUAAACUGCUAUAUUUGUGACUUUUUAAAAUGACAUUUCAAUUGUGAGACCAAUAAAGCUUUAUAAGCUAGUUCUCUCCAUGCUGCCCAAGCGCUGCUCACAGGAUGAUGCAUUCAAGGGCAUUGCGUAACUCUUAAUGUGGAAGUACAAUUUGCUAGAAAUUCACUCAAAACAUGUGACUUCCACUUAAAUUACAUGUCUUUUAACACAGUUCCUUAUUGGUCAGAGUAACAUGGUUAUGAUUCAAUGUGAUUGAAAUGCUCGGCUACUCGUGUUCGUCCAAUAGAUUUUCAGAUGUGUGCUAUCUUUUAGCUGCUGUUAAUACUUUCAAAUGUAUAUGUAUAUAAUUGUGUCCAGUCAUUUACCUUACCCAGUAAAAAUGGAUUUUUACAAAAUAAUAAUUUCACAGCCUGAAUAUAUAUUUUAAAAAGAUGUGCAGAUGACUAUCAAAUCAAUUAAUUUUAUUAUUGGUCCAAUAUAUCCCAAAAAUAAUUUGAGGUAAGGAUAUUUGCAUCAAAACAACAUCAAUAUACAAGCUUUAUAUAUGUUCAAGUGUACAAUAUGUAAAAACUGGCAAACAAAAGAACUGAAGGUAUUAAUACUUAACCUUUCUUCAAUAAGUUAGAUUGAUCGUAUUUCUCUUGUGAUUGUAAUGAUGGGCUUAUUUUUUACAUUUAAACAAAACUCUUACAGUUUUAUAUGAAUUAGCUAUCAUCCUGUCCACAUUUGUGGAUUCAAAAAAAAAAAAAAAAAUAAAUAACACAAAAAGUUGCCAUGUCUUCAAGGGGAGGAGUCAGAAGAAGGGGGCGGGGUUUUGAAUAGUGCGGCAGUCAAUCAGCAGGCAAAUUAUUCUGUGGAGCUUCACGAUGGCUCAGUACAAGCACAAAAAAAACAUCCUUUUGUAAAUUGACUAGCUUAUUAUUGUUAUUGCAAAUGUCUCAUCCCGUCUUAAACAUUUUGACAAUAAAUAGACCGACAGACCUGACUUGUAAACACAAACUUUGAGAUAAAUUCAACAAAACGCAGAAAGUAAACAAAGCAGUUUUUUUAUCAGCUCUUUUGUGAAAAUAACAAUGUUGCAUUUAUUUAACUGUAUUGAAAUAUAAGGUCAACCUUUGUGUACCUCUGCUGUAUGCUCUUAAUUAGUUCGAUCAUUUCUUAGAAUAAAAGCCAUCUGGGGGUCAGGCUUAUUAUCCCUGAGUUGUACCUUUAAAUCCAAUUACUACAAUACUGAAAUGACCAUUUUCUUAUACUUUCUGUGCUUAUUUGUGCGAUGAUGAAAUAUGUCAAGCCACUUUUACCACCAGCAUAAACAUGACUGAAAAAACAAAAACAGAAAUGCUGAUGGAAUUGGUAAUGCAUGGGAGCUCUCUCUCUCUCUCUGUUUCUAGUUUAUGUU